AUGCUCCGUGCUGUUCUAUUCUUCGUACUAUUCUUUGCUUUGUCCGGAUUUUUGGUUGUCGAAGGUCAACGAGUUUUUGAUAUGAUGGAUAAUGAGCCAAAACUCCCAUCCAGCGGCCCGUCCGCAUUCUACCAACGAAAAACCUACCUUCAACCGUUCUACCAGGCGCCAACUCAACUUUUCUGGCGACGUUCUGACUAA
This is a messenger RNA of Caenorhabditis remanei, 201 nucleotides long. RefSeq lists its product as uncharacterized. Bases 1 to 201 code for a protein of 66 amino acids. The record is from RefSeq and is a predicted model, not a curated record. The transcript has 2 exons. Lineage: Eukaryota; Metazoa; Nematoda; Chromadorea; Rhabditida; Rhabditidae.